Balaenoptera musculus (blue whale) is the source of this 2275-nucleotide messenger RNA. RefSeq names its product copine 2 (gene CPNE2). Gene Ontology annotation, cellular component: plasma membrane. The transcript has 17 exons. Gene Ontology annotation, biological process: cellular response to calcium ion. Gene Ontology annotation, molecular function: calcium-dependent phospholipid binding. NCBI's taxonomy places the organism in Eukaryota, Metazoa, Chordata, Mammalia, Artiodactyla, Balaenopteridae. The record is from RefSeq and is a predicted model, not a curated record. The coding region runs from base 254 to 2155 and encodes 633 amino acids.
GCCGCCGCCGCCGCCGCAGCCACCGCCCGCCCGGCUGGGGAGGAGGACCGGACCUCGAGCAGCUGCGAGCGCACGCGAGCUGGCCAUGGCCGCGGGGGCAGCGCCCUGAGCCUGUCCCGCGCCCGCGGGCCCAGCCGAGCAGGGGAGCUCCCGGGGAUGCCCCGGUGGCCCGGAGUGCGGGGAGCGGCAGCCGCGCGGUGAGGGUAGCGGGACCCGGGACUGCGAGGAGCUGCUGCCGCCGUUGCCGACCCCCAUGGCCUACAUGCCGGGUGGAGGUGCCCCAGCACCGGGGGUGGCCCCCGUGGGCUCCCAGUACUGCGUGUGCAAGGUGGAGCUGUCAGUGAGUGGCCAGAACCUGCUGGACCGGGACGUCACCUCUAAGUCCGACCCCUUCUGUGUCCUCUUCACAGAGAAUGAUGGCAGGUGGAGCGAGUAUGACAGGACAGAAACUGCAGUCAACAACCUCAACCCCGCUUUCUCCAAGAAGUUCGUCCUUGACUACCACUUUGAGGAGGUGCAGAAGCUCAAGUUUGCCCUCUUCGACCAGGACAAGUCCAGCACGCAGCUCGAGGAGCACGAUUUCCUGGGCCAGUUCUCCUGCAGCUUGGGCACGAUCGUCUCCAGCAAGAAGAUCACUCAGCCUCUGCUGCUGAUGAAUGACAAGCCUGCGGGGAAGGGCUUGAUUACGAUUGCUGCCCAGGAGCUUUCAGACAACCGGGUCAUCACGCUGAGCCUGGUGGGCAGGAAGCUGGAUAAGAAGGACCUCUUUGGGAAGUCAGACCCAUUUCUCGAGUUUUAUAAACCAGGAGGUGAUGGCAAGUGGAUGCUGGUCCACAGGACUGAGGUGAUCAAGUACACGCUGGACCCCGUGUGGAAGCCAUUCACUGUGCCAUUGGUGUCCCUGUGUGAUGGGGACAUGGAAAAGCCCAUUCAGGUUAUGUGCUAUGAUUAUGACAACGAUGGGGGCCAUGACUUCAUCGGUGAGUUCCAGACCUCGGUGUCACAGAUGUGUGAGGCUCGUGACGGCAUCCCGCGGGAGUUUGAGUGUAUCAACCCCAAGAAGCAGAAGAAGAAGAAGAACUAUAAAAACUCGGGCAUCAUUAUCCUGCGUUCCUGCAAGAUAAACCGGGACUACUCCUUCCUGGACUACAUCCUGGGAGGCUGCCAGCUCAUGUUCACUGUUGGGAUAGACUUCACAGCCUCCAAUGGAAAUCCCCUCGACCCUUCCUCUUUGCACUAUAUCAACCCCAUGGGCACCAAUGAAUAUUUGUCAGCCAUCUGGGCUGUUGGGCAGAUCAUUCAGGACUAUGACAGUGAUAAGAUGUUUCCAGCUCUGGGCUUUGGGGCGCAGUUACCCCCAGACUGGAAGGUCUCCCAUGAGUUUGCCAUCAACUUUAACCCCACCAACCCCUUCUGCUCAGGCGUGGACGGCAUCGCCCAGGCAUAUUCGGCUUGCCUGCCCCACAUCCGCUUCUAUGGUCCCACCAAUUUCUCGCCUAUCGUCAACCACGUGGCCCGGUUUGCGGCCCAAGCCACGCAGCAGCAGACAGCCAUGCAAUACUUCAUCCUCCUUAUCAUCACGGACGGUGUCAUCAGCGACAUGGAGGAGACGCGGCACGCCGUGGUGCAGGCCUCCAAGCUGCCCAUGUCCAUCAUCAUCGUGGGCGUGGGUAACGCCGACUUCGCUGCCAUGGAGUUCCUGGACGGGGACAGCCGCACGCUGCACUCCCACACAGGGGAGGAGGCAGCCCGCGAUAUCGUGCAGUUCGUGCCCUUUCGAGAAUUCCGCAACCCUCCCAUAGACAAAUUCAUCCUGAAACGUUACUCCCAGGCACCUCGAGUGCUCAGGCGGCAAAAGAGACCUUGGCGAAAGCUGUGCUGGCAGAGCUGCCCCAACAAGUUGUUCAGUAUUUCAAGCAUAAAAACCUGCCCCCCACCAACUCGGAGCCCGCCUGAGUGCCAGCCCUCACCCAGCAGCAGCAUGCCGGCUGGGCCUCCCACCCUCCCCAGGAACAUGCACGCUCACCCUGCUUCCUUGUGGGUGGCCUUUUUUUUUUUUUCUUUUAAACUGAUCCACAUUUUUAUUUUCUACAACCGGACCUCCACCCCCAACUUCCUCCAGCCCAGCUGGGCUUCCUUUAUUGGAGUCGACUGAUGAUACUUCCAGGCCAAACUGGCUUCCUCUCCCCACCCUUGCCACUCUUAAGUAUUGAAUGUACUUUGUAUAAUUUUAGUGGAAUUGUUAUUAAAGAGAAUAAAAUUUUUACAAUCAUAA